This is a messenger RNA of Penicillium nucicola, 1251 nucleotides long. Its product is annotated as T2 family ribonuclease. The record is from RefSeq and is a predicted model, not a curated record. Gene Ontology annotation, cellular component: extracellular region. Lineage: Eukaryota; Fungi; Ascomycota; Eurotiomycetes; Eurotiales; Aspergillaceae. The transcript has 6 exons. Gene Ontology annotation, molecular function: ribonuclease T2 activity; RNA binding. The coding region runs from base 1 to 1251 and encodes 416 amino acids. Gene Ontology annotation, biological process: RNA catabolic process.
AUGAUGCGGGGAUCGUCGCAGCAGUUCUUGGGGAUCCCAGGGCCCCAGAAGAUCCUCAAGACCUUCGGCUCCUUGUGGCUCUCACAGACAGCAGAAGAUAAACCAUCUGUGGGAACAUCUUCAUCUUGUCCUGUAUCCGAAAUCAGUUGUCAAGCUAAGUAUCAUGGCCAAGACACCUGCUGUUUCAACUACCCCGGUGGCUCAAUGCUGCAGACCCAGUUCUGGGAUGUGGACCCUGCUCUUGGCCCUGAAGACUCCUGGACUAUUCAUGGACUCUGGCCGGACCACUGCGGCGGCGGCUUCGACCAAUUCUGUGACUCCCAUCGCAAAUACAGCAAUAUUUCACUAAUCAUUGUCGACUCGGGUCGUGGAGAUCUACUUGAAUACAUGAGCGAAUACUGGAAGGACUUCCGCGGUGAUGAUCAGAACCUUUGGCAACAUGAGUGGAACAAACAUGGCACUUGCGUCAGCACGCUGGAAACACACUGUUAUGAUGAUUAUCAGCCUCAACAAGAGGUUGUGGACUACUUCGACCGGACAGUGGAGGUCUUCAAGGACCUCCCUACUCAUGAAUUCCUGGCCAACAACGGCAUCGUGCCAUCUUCGACACAGACCUACGCUCUCGCUGAUAUCGAAGGAGCACUAGAGCGUGCCCACGGAAGCCCAGUUGCUGUUCGCUGCCAACGCGGCGCCCUCAACGAGAUUUGGUAUUACUUCAACAUCGCAGGAAGCCUACAAACAGGAAAAUUCAUCUCUGCGCCCCCAGACGGUCAAAAAUCCAACUGCCCUUCGAAGGGUAUCAGAUACCCACUGAAACAUUCUCGGCCCGAACCCACUCGGACAACAACCACGGGUCACUCCGAACCCACAGCACCUAGCGACCCAUUCUCCGGCAAGGGAAAUCUAAUUGUCUCCAACCGCAACCAAAAGCACGGUUGCAUCAUCAGCUACGGAACCUGGUUUUCGUCAGGUACAUGUGCUACCUUCCGAACUGAAAAGAUAUCAGAUGAAUCGUUCUCUCUGAAAUCAAGUAAGGGGGCCUGUGCCUUUGAGGAAGACGGCCUUACUUGCGGACCGGAGGUCAAGACCCCGAGUGAAUUUACCAAUAAGGACGGAAAACUCGGCUACAAGGAUAAGACUACCUUCUAUGCUGACCAGCCGCCCAGAGGGCGUACACAGAGCAAUGUGUAUGCUUCGCAGGAAGAACGGUCCAUUGAAAUUGAAAUCAGCUGGUCUCCCAAGAGCUACUGA